Anastrepha obliqua is the source of this 3651-nucleotide messenger RNA. RefSeq lists its product as uncharacterized. The coding region runs from base 54 to 3461 and encodes 1135 amino acids. The record is from RefSeq and is a predicted model, not a curated record. The transcript has 16 exons. Lineage: Eukaryota; Metazoa; Arthropoda; Insecta; Diptera; Tephritidae.
CAUUUAGAACUGCUUUAUAAUGCGGGGAUUCCCUGAGUUACAGAUUUUAUAAAAUGGCUCAAAAAAGUGUUCGCGAUGUCCAACAACAUUUCGCUAAAAGGCAUUCAAAAGUCAGGAGUGCGCAUAUGCCUGUGACGAUCCUCGUUUUAGUAGUGCAACAGGAAAUCCCAGAUACGGAUAUUUUUGAUAGUGAAAUCUAUACAUGUCACCAUAUUAUAUCUAAGCAUAAGCAGGCUGCCAGCGGCGAUGAUAGAACCUUUGUAGACGAAGAUGGAAACACUUAUAAUGAUUGGAAACAUUUCAAGCAAGAAAAUAAAUUGGAAUGUGGUAUUAUGGUCGCACCGCUGAAUGGCAAUUACUCUUUCGACGAUGAUGGUAAAGUGAAGCUGGAAUUUUCGGAAACACCAGUUGCCAAGUCUCCGACGAUUCGUGAAGUUCAGCAAGACUUUGCUGUUGAGAGUGAAUCUUUUGCUGGUUUAAAUAGUAAGUCAAAUAUGAUUUAUGUGUUAAUCACAGAUGUGAAGGACUUCGAAAAUAUAGAAAAUGUGAGAAAGUUCACAUGUCAUCCUGUGAUACGAUCGAAUAACUCUAAUUCUGAAAUUUUCGUUGACGAAGAUGGAAAGUCAUAUAUGAAUUGGGAAUGUUUCAAAAGAGAAAACAAAUUGCCUUGUGGCAUUAUGGUUGCCCCAUUGAAUGGUCAUUAUAGUUUUGAUGGAGAUCGAAAAGUAGAGCUAGAGUUUUUGGAAACGCCAUCUUUAGCUGGAGUUGUUGGUAAUAGACAAAAUAAGUCAGAAAUUUUGGAAAGGCCUUCUUUGAAUGAUGAUGCUACCAUUCGCGAAGCUCAGCUAUAUUUUGCAAGCAAAAGUAAAUCUGGAGAGGGAAACAUGUCAGCAAGCAGCAUAUACGUGAUGGUCACAAAACAGAUGGACAUUUAUAAUGCCAUGAAUUCUCGGGAGUUUUCCUGUCAUUUUGUUUUACGAAAAGACGAUGUCAUAACUGAGAAUCAAAUGUUCGUUGACGACAACAACAUAGAAUACACAUCGUGGAAUGUUUUUAUUUGCAAAAAUAAAUUGCCGCAGGGCAUUAUGGUCGCACCUUUGAAUGGAAUUUACAGUUUUGACGAAAAUGGAGUUGUUGAAUUAGAGAUAAGAUUAACUCCAGUGAGCAUUCCAACGACGCCAAAUCAAUUAAAAACUAUCGGCAGUCUUCAACAGCACUUUGCCGACAUGAAUAAAUAUGGAGUGGAUAUGGAAAUGGAUUCGACUGUUUUACACAUUCUCGUUACUUCAAAUGAGUAUGAAAAUGUCUUAGAAGCAAAGGAGUUUGAAGAUUUUUGCGUUAAGCGUAAAAAGUAUCAAGAUAAAUUGGAAACUGAAUAUUUUUAUGAAGACGAGAGUUGUAACAAAUAUCCUAGCUGGAGCUGUUACCUGAAAGAUAAUGAUUUGCCAGAUGGCAUAAUGGUUGCGCCGCACAAUGGCGAGUACACAUUCGAUAAUAAUGGUAAUGUAAAAUUGGACAUACAGCCAACGCCAACAAGACGCAGAAAAAUGCGAACAAUUUUGGAAGUACAGCAGGAGUUUGCAGACAACAGUGGAUUCAAUAAAGAAAUAAUUUGGGACUUAUUAUCUGCAAAUCAGUGUGAUAUUUUGAGGGAUAAAAUAACGAAGCUCAUUCCAGACCAAAAAAGAGGGCAGAACAGAAUAGAAGAAACGCGAAAAAUUAUUUUAGAUAGUGUUUGGUCUCAAAGGAAAUACACCAACGGAAACUCUUUAAGUGCAAUCAUAUAUGUGUUAGUUACCGAUUGUGAAGACGAAACAACUGCUUUAAGCGCCAAGGAAUUUUCUUGUCAUCCCGUAUUUCGAACUAGAAAAUGCACAGCUAAGGGCGACAGUUCAAGUUGUUGUAUGAUAUUUGUGGAUGAAUUGGGACGAGUGUAUCAAAACUGGAAAACUUAUCUGGCAAAUAACGAGCUCCCAUCCGGUAUGAUGAUAGCACCGGGAAACGGUAUUUACACAACCGACGGAAAUAAGAUCGUGGAAUUAGAAAUACGUAUGACACCAAAUGGCAGUACUGCUAGAAAGGCACUCAACUACGCGGACACAACGACAGCCGUUGCUGGAUUUGGUGCCGCUGCAAUACCGGUAGCAUCCCUGAUGGUGGCUGUAACCCCUCCACUUUUGAUUUGUGCUUCUGCUGUUUGUGCAACCACUGCUGCAUAUUCAACAAUCCGAUCGGUAUAUAAUUUAGUAGACCGUAAAAAACAUGAACAGUCAAUUGGUCUUAGUAAUUCGCAAGCUAGAAAUUCUUGGCUAGGGGUGGGUGCUGGUGUUCUUGGAAUGGGCGCGGCCGGUGCUACUAAGGUCAUGACAGCCGCCGCAGCUGCUGGCCAGGAAAUUUCAUUGGUUACAGAAUUGUUUGUGAACGGGAUGAACAUUUCAUCUAUCGUAUUAUCAGGAUCAGGGGUGGCAAAUGGAAUAUUGGAUAUAGUUCUUAAAUAUCGUGACGACGAGGAUGUGUCUCACAUAGAUGUACUUCAACUUGCAGCGUCUUUGGUGCUUUUCACUCAUUCUGUCCGCAAUUUUCGCCUGGCGUCAACACUUAUAAACGAAACACGUCACGCUACAAUUCAGGACUACCGAAAAUCGCUAAGUAAUCGUCAAAGAAAAAUGUUCGAUAAAAUGGCUAAAGAAACAGUCCGUAUCCGUGGUGAAAGUCGUGGAAAUGUAGACAUUAUCCGCAGUGUUAAUGACAUGCCCUCCAAGCAAUAUCUAAAUGAUUUGUAUAAAAUAAAUAAGAAGUUAAAUGAAGCCAAAGUACGUCCAUCAUUCGGAUCUGCUGGUGAUGGUAUUGUACUGAACAAUGAAGUGUCAGUCAAUGCGAAAGUUUUGCGAAACAAUGUGCAACAUAACCAAGGCCCUAAUGUACUGAAUACAGUUACGCAACCAAUACCUGAAUCACAUCCAGAAGCGAAUGCUGCAAUCAAUUCACGCUUGCUGCCCUCUAACAAUCUAAACCAGCUACCACAAUCUAGUGAUAUUGGGAUAGCAGCAAUUGUUCUUCCUAAUAGUGUCCUAAUUCCUUUGGCCGAAUAUGGAAAAAAGCUCAGUGAUAUUAUUGCCAAUUCUAACAGCUUUGAAGACAUUAUAACAACGAUGGCAGAGGCUUAUACAGAGAAUGCAUUCCGUUUCUUAAUGAAAAUAGCACAAGAAUUUGUUGAAAAAAUGCUGGAUAGCAUAAGAACUAAGAUACACAUUUUUAUAUCAGCCGAAUGCAUACUAUACCGUAUAUUUUUGCAUUGUCAAGAGAAAUACAUAGACCAGUCUUAUGAAUACCUAGCCGAUAAAAAAGAUAGCAUUUUAAACGCUAUUAAAGAGUAUUUUCAAUCUCUGAAUCCUAAUAGUGAUACAAAUUUAACAAAAUGUGAUAUUUGUAUUGGAUCUUAUUCGAUAUGUACACUAUGAAGAUACAGAAAUAUGUAUAUAUUUACAAAUUUUUCGUUUUGCACAAUCAGUUUCAGAAAAGUCGUCAUGGGAAGCUUUUUGUAAUAUUAUUGUAGUAUAUUAGCUAUUUUGUAACAAUUAUCUAGUAGUUUCUUCGCAUUUAUGUAAUAAUGCUUUUAACAAUAUCCAUAUAUAUAUAUAUAUUUUUUUU